Molecule: messenger RNA, 1870 nt
Organism: Kogia breviceps (pygmy sperm whale)
Lineage: Eukaryota; Metazoa; Chordata; Mammalia; Artiodactyla; Physeteridae
Source: RefSeq, a predicted model, not a curated record
CCAAACAAUUUUAAGUGUGGGAUAUGAGCUGUUUGUGUCACUAAGUAAAAUUAGAUGCGUCUGUUGCUAACAACCGGGGACGAAACUUGAGACAAGGCUGGGCCGGGGAGCCUUUUCGUCCAGGCUGGUUGGUGAACUUGAACUGUCCCCUCUCACUCAGCGAGUGGUGGGACAGCCUGAAAUGCUCUGUCUCAGAAGGAUCUGGAGCAGUGCAGUUAAUUCACAGUGCGCUUUUUACAACAUCUAAGAUGAAUGAAUAAAGAUGUGGUCUACAUACGCAGUGAAAUGUUACUCAGCCAUAAAAAAGAAUGAAAUAAUGCCAUUUUCAGCAACAUGGAUGGACCUAGAGAUUAUCACACUAAGUGAGAUGGUGCGUGAACAAUACACCACGACCACAGAGGGCACCCGCAUAGAGCGGCCAGAGAACCAGUCUGUCUACAAAAUCGGCAUUUAUGGCUGGAGAAAGCGUUGCCUGUACUUAUUUGUGCUUCUUUUGCUCAUCCUCCUCCUCGUGAAUAUCGCUCUUACAAUUUGGAUUCUUAAAGUGACGUGGUUUUCCCCAACAGGGAUGGGUCACCUGCAUGUUACAGAAGACGGACUUCGCCUGGAGGGGGAAUCGGAGUUUUUAUUCCCACUGUAUGCCAAAGAAAUACACUCCAGAGUGGACUCAUCUCUGCUUCUGCAGUCCACACAGAACGUGACUAUAAAUGCACGCAACCCAGAAGGAGAAGUCACAGGCAGGUUAAAAGUGGGUCCCAAAAUGGUAGAGAUCCAGAGUCAACAGUUUCAGAUCAGCUCCAAGGACAGCAAGCCACUGUUCACCGUGGAUGAAAAGGCAGUUGUGGUUGGUACAGAUAAACUUCGAGUAACUGGGCCUGAAGGGGCUCUUUUUGAACAUUCAGUGGAGACGCCCCUCAUAAAACCGGACCCCAUCCAGGACCUUAGACUAGAAUCCCCGACACGGAGUCUCAGCAUGGAUGCCCCGAAAGGCGUUCGCAUUCAAGCUGCUGCAGGGAACAUCGAGGCCCUUUCCCAGAUGGACAUCGUUCUUCACAGCAGUGAUGGGACGCUUGUGCUUGAUGCUGAAGCCGUGUGUUUACCCAAGUUGGCUGAGGGGACUCAGGCUCCCGCAGGCAGCUUGCAGGGACUCUACGAAAUCUGUGCGUGUCCAGAUGGGAAGCUUUACCUGUCUGUGGCCGGCGUGGGUACCACGUGCCACGAGAACAGUCACAUCUGCCUCUAAACCAGGGGCGGCAUCUUCCACGGAGCUACCUGCCUCGUUUCGGUGAGCUUUGGAGUGCUGACCUCAAGCCUUCACACCUGGAGCAACUCGACAAAGUCAAGCUGAGGUGGCACAUGGGAAGGAAGUAGGACCCGCUUUCGAAAGGAGCUCAGAAAGAAAAAUGUACCAGUGGAAGUGAUCCCAUGAAACUCCGUGAUCUCAAAGUGGCGGGUGGACCUUAAGACACAAAAGUCAAAGGAAUAUCAGGAGAAUGUGUUGAUUCCGCUAGACUGAUUCAUUCCCAUCAGAACCAUUGUGACUUGCCCUUUCUUGUACGUGUCGAUCUACAGUGAAAUAUUGAACUGCUGUGUGGAAUAUCAGCUCUGGGUGUCUGACUCGCCGUUGAGAGGAGCCGCGGUCCUGCUGAGGUGCCCCGAGAGUUCCAUGCGGUUUUCCUCUGUGUUGCUCAAACCUGUAAGUGCUCUCUUCAUUUUAAUGCAACGUGUGUCAGGUUUCACAAGAAAAUCUUCAAGUUUUGAAGAGACGUUAAGGUUGAUUUGACUUUCAAUAUGCAGUCAGAGGAAUAAAUUGUACAAAACCAUGCUUUCUUUAUAUAGUCAAUGAGCAAUAAAAAUCAACCUACAUUUU